This is a messenger RNA of Balearica regulorum gibbericeps (East African grey crowned-crane), 627 nucleotides long. RefSeq names its product adrenodoxin. NCBI's taxonomy places the organism in Eukaryota, Metazoa, Chordata, Aves, Gruiformes, Gruidae. Gene Ontology annotation, cellular component: mitochondrion. Gene Ontology annotation, molecular function: 2 iron, 2 sulfur cluster binding; electron transfer activity. The record is from RefSeq and is a predicted model, not a curated record. Gene Ontology annotation, biological process: P450-containing electron transport chain.
AUGACGUGGCUGGACGACAUCCAUGUCAAGAGCGGAAUCUCCCAGGAGACACGGAGCAGAACCCUCAGUAGCAUGAUAGCUCAAGGCAUCUCAGGGCUCAUGCGACCCUUGCUAAGUGGACUGAAUGCGAGCAAAAUUCGCUUUAUUUACCUCUGUGGGGUGCCUGAGCAGCAUCACACGCCAGCUAAACAGGGGUCAGAAAGAGGGUUCAGCUCCACGCACAGGCUCCAGGAUGCCCCUGGGGAAUCGCGCCCUGCAGACCAGGUGACGGUGCAUUUUAUAAAUCGGGAUGGAGAGCGACUUACAGCCACAGCCAAGGAAGGGGAGAGUUUGCUGGAAGUGGUAGUCAAUCAAAACUUGGCCAUCGAUGGAUUUGGUGCAUGUGAAGGGACAUUGGCCUGCUCCACUUGUCACCUCAUCUUUGAGAAGGACACCUUCCAAAAGCUGGAUGCCAUCUCAGAUGAAGAGCUGGACAUGCUGGACUUGGCGUACGGACUCACUGAGACAUCUCGCCUUGGCUGCCAGGUAUGCAUUAAGAAGUGGAUGGAUGGUCUGACAGUGCGGGUCCCCAUGGAUGUGUCGGACAUCAGGAGGCAGCUGGAGGUUGGAAAGCAAAGCAAACAGUAA